AGGCAGCGCCCCGGGCUCCGAGGGGCCGCCGCCGCGCGCGGCGGCGGCCCGCAGCCGCACGGGCCCCCCUCGGGCGCCAUGCUCGCAGCACCGCUCGCGCGGGCCUCUGCGAGCCGGCGGCCGUGCUGGGCCGCGACCGCCGCCGCCGCGCAUUCGCUGUGGCGGCGGGAGCCCCCCCCCCUGCGCCCGCGGGCCGCCGCCCGGCCUGCGGCUCCUCCGGCCUCCCGGGGGCCGCCCGCUGGCAGCCGGGCCGCCCCGCGGCAGGGCAUACAGCCCCGGCCACGCCACAGCGCAAGGUGAUGGCCAUGGCGCAGGCCGCGCCGCCGGCGCCUCCCGUCGACUGCCACCGCGUCGACAUCUCCGAAGACCGCCUGGGCGAGCUGCUCGGGGCGGAGCUGGCCGUGCUGUCGGGCCAGGUGCUGACGCCGCUGUCGCUGCGCCAGGUCUUGGACGCCAACACGCCGCACAAGGCAGCGGAGUUGAUGCGGCGAGAGUUGCCGAAGCGCUUCGCCCACAGGAUACGGCAGAUCGAGGAGUGGCCCGGGUGGCAAGACGUCCCCGAGCUGGAGAAGCUGCACGAGCUCUAUUUCUGCUCGUUCCGGGAGUCGUUCCUCCGGCAGUGCGACGGUACAAGCCCCUUCCCCUUCACACCAGAGCCUGCCAUGGCGCCGCCGCAGCAGCCUCGCACGAGCUACACCAUGUGCCCGACCCCGUCUUGCCGCGCUGGCAAGCAGUGGGAUUGGAACUGGCGUAUCAUCAAGAACGGCGGAGCUUGCUCGGUGUGUGGACAGACGCAGCAGCUAUACUCUCCGAGGAAGAAGAAGGACAAGCCCAAGGGAGGAUCGCCGAAGGGGCCAGGGCCAGCCGUGCCUGCCGCUUCAUCUCCUGCGAUCUUCAGCCCCUGGGGUAAGGCGAAGCUCAUCAACCAGCUUGAGGCCCUCGUGCAGCAAGAUGCUUCGGUUACGGCUUCAGUUCUCGCCAUCAAGCAGGCAGUUGAGACGCCCGCGUUGCCGAGGUCGCGCACACCCUUGGAGCAGCUCCAGUCGACGGAGGCCAAGGCGAAGCAGGCGGCCACCAAUGCACACAACUUUCUCUCGGAGAUUUCCAACUUGGAGACGCGCCUCAAGCAGGCGCGCCAGGACUACGAUCAGGCCAUGGAGGAGCUCGUGGACGCUGAGGAGGCCCACGAGGCCGCGGUCCUGGCCUACAACAACGUGCGUGGCCAGACGGCUUCGGAGGUCAAGCCCGAGUCUGUGCCCGAUUUCUUGGCAGCAUAUGAAGAUAAGCUCAAGAGCAUUUCUAUUGAGGAGUACGAGGAUGGAGAGGCCAAGGACAAGCUGCAGACGGCCCUCACGGCGAUGGAUGAGGCCAAGGACCAGGCUGCGGCGGUCAUCCACGCCGUCCAGACGGCCCUCGAGGGGGUCAAGUUGGCUGCAGCGCAGGCGCCCCUCAAGAGGCGGCGCGUGGUGGAGGUGGCGGCUGGCCCAGAGGCGACGGCUUCCGCAGUCGACGCUGAGGGUUCGCUGGGCCCAGCCACGAAGGCUGAAGGCGGCGCCGAGGUGGGCACCGCAACUGGCACCGUGGGUCCCCUGCGGAUGUCGGCGUGGCAGCUGCUCCUCCUGGCCCUGGCGGCGGUGGCGAUGGUCGGCCUCCACCUCGUGCCAAGGAGUGAGCUGCGAGGCAUCAGUGACAUCGGAGUUGGCACCUUCGACCUCGGCCUCAGGCAGCCCCCAGCUGGCCCGCUCUUCGGGGAUGGGGGUACGAGCGAGGCACGAGGCAUCGUCAGCUCCGUGCAGGCCGACUCCGUUGACCUCGAGCCCAGGCAUCCUCCAUCUGGCCCGCUCUUCGGGGGUGGAGGCACGUGCGAGCCGCGUGGCAUCUUCAGCGACAGCGGAGUUGUCGUCUCCGACCUCGUUGUCAGGCAGCCCCCACCUGGCCCGCUCUACGGGGGUGGGGACACGAGCGAGCUGCGAGGCAUCGUCAGCUCCGUCGAGGUUGGCCCCUUCGACCUCGAGACCAGGCAUCCUCCAUCUGGCCCGCUCUUCGGGGAUGGGGGCACGUCCGAGCUGCGUGGCAUCUUCAGCUCCACUGGAGUUGGCUCCGUCGGCUCCGAGUACAGGCACCCUCCAUCUGGCCCGCUCCUCGGGGAUGGAGGCACGACAGACAUUGGAGUUGGCGCCAUCUACUUUGGUGUCUGGCAACCCCCAUCUGGCCCGCUCUACGGGGAUGGGGGCACGAGCGAGCUGCGUGGCAUCGUCAGCUCCGAUGGUGGCGUCACAGUCUACUACGGGGAGUGGCAGCCUCCAUCUGGCCCGCUCUUCGGGGAUGGAGACACGGGCGAGCUGCGUGGCGUCAGCAGACACACGGUCGGCUCGUGA
This is a messenger RNA of Prorocentrum cordatum, 2378 nucleotides long. The record is from the annotation of a GenBank genome assembly. NCBI's taxonomy places the organism in Eukaryota, Dinophyceae, Prorocentrales, Prorocentraceae.